Habropoda laboriosa is the source of this 1577-nucleotide messenger RNA. It is a transcript of the gene Ddc, whose product is annotated as aromatic-L-amino-acid decarboxylase. Gene Ontology annotation, biological process: serotonin biosynthetic process; catecholamine metabolic process; amino acid metabolic process. The transcript has 11 exons. The record is from RefSeq and is a predicted model, not a curated record. Bases 120 to 1562 code for a protein of 480 amino acids. Lineage: Eukaryota; Metazoa; Arthropoda; Insecta; Hymenoptera; Apidae. Gene Ontology annotation, molecular function: aromatic-L-amino-acid decarboxylase activity; pyridoxal phosphate binding.
GACCGUGCACCGUUCGAACACUGUCGCGGGAUUUCCCCUAAUUCUGCUGCCAGCCGAUUCCACGUGGAUAACCAACUGUCAAGCGCGCACGCCACGAUUUCGUAACUUGGAAACGUGAAAUGGAUCCCGACAGUUUCAAGGAUUUCGCCAAAGAAAUGGCAGAAUAUGUUACUAAUUAUCUGGAGAACAUCAGGGACAGGAGGGUACUGCCAACAGUUGAACCAGGUUACAUGAAACCCCUUUUGCCUUCUGAGGCUCCACAAGCACCAGAAAGUUGGAAGGACGUUAUGGCGGACAUUGAGAAGAUAAUAAUGCCAGGGGUUACUCAUUGGCACAGUCCAAAAUUUCACGCGUAUUUUCCGACAGCUCAGUCGUACCCAGCAAUCGUCGCUGACAUGCUUAGCGGUGCUAUUGCUUGCAUAGGAUUUACCUGGAUCGCUAGUCCAGCUUGUACCGAGUUGGAAGUAAUAAUGCUCGACUGGUUAGGAAAAAUGUUAGAUUUGCCCAAGGAAUUUUUAGCCUGCAGUGGUGGAAAAGGAGGCGGUGUCAUUCAGGGAACUGCGAGCGAAGCCACUUUAGUUGCACUUCUCGGCGCCAAGGCUAGAAAAAUACGGCAGGUCAAGGAACAACAUCCUGAAUGGACGGACAACGAAAUAGUGGGAAAACUAGUCGCUUAUGGUUCCUGUCAAUCUCACAGUUCUGUAGAACGAGCUGGUCUUCUCGGAGGCGUAAAAUUCCGCCUGUUGGAAGUUGAUUCCAAAUACAAACUCCGCGGUGAGACACUCAUGGAAGCCAUUCGCAAGGACAAAGAACAAGGACUGAUUCCAUUCUACGCUGUCGCGACAUUAGGAACAACCUGUUCUUGUGCGUUCGAUCGUCUCGAUGAAAUGGGCGUCGUUGCAAAUCGCGAGAACGUUUGGUUACACGUCGAUGCAGCUUACGCUGGUUCUGCCUUCAUUUGCCCGGAAUUUCGAUACCUAAUGAAGGGCGUAGAGUUGGCAGAUUCCUUCAACUUCAACCCGCACAAAUGGAUGUUGGUGAACUUCGAUUGUUCAACCAUGUGGCUCAAAGAUCCGACUUACGUUAUCAACGCUUUCAAUGUAGAUCCCUUGUAUCUGAAGCACGAUAUGCAAGGAUCUGCUCCGGAUUAUAGGCACUGGCAAAUUCCAUUAGGACGAAGAUUUAGAGCAUUGAAACUCUGGUUCGUCUUAAGGAUCUAUGGCGUGGAAAAUCUUCAGAAAUUUAUCAGAUCUCACGUGAAUCAAGCUCACGAAUUCGAAACGCUGGUUCUCUCAGAUCCACGAUUUGAAAUUAUCGCACAAGUGAUAUUAGGACUGGUUUGUUUUCGACUAAAGGGAUCGAACGACUUAAACGAGACUCUAUUGAAGAAAAUCAACGGUGCCGGAAAUAUUCACUUGGUCCCAUCCAAGAUAAACGACAUGUACUUCCUGCGGUUCGCAAUUUGCUCGCGAUUCAGCGAGAGUAAGGACAUCCAAAGCUCCUGGAAAGAGAUAAAGCUCAGAGCGGACGAGGUCCUUGCGGAGCAAUCGGUUUCUAAGUGAUGGCGGGCUCAGAUA